This is a messenger RNA of Mytilus californianus (California mussel), 1788 nucleotides long. RefSeq lists its product as uncharacterized. The record is from RefSeq and is a predicted model, not a curated record. The coding region runs from base 1 to 1788 and encodes 595 amino acids. NCBI's taxonomy places the organism in Eukaryota, Metazoa, Mollusca, Bivalvia, Mytilida, Mytilidae. The transcript has 2 exons.
AUGUGGGAUAAAUUGGCUCCCCAGACAGAGAGUGAGAAUGCAGAAGACCUUGCUAAUUCUUCCAAGCAACCUGAUAAAGGAAUAGAAAACUAUGAUAUAGGUUUAGAUUUAGGACUACCACCUUUCAAUGCUGAGGAUGAGAUCAGUAAACAGUACGAUAUGCCUGAUAAAGAGUUUCGACAACACAUGCGUCGACUUAACAAAGAACAAAUAGAAAAAAAGCUGUUAAAUCGUGUUCGUGAAGGAAAGCAGACUACAGAAGAUAUAGAUGUACUUAAAGGUCAAGGUAUAGCUGUGGAUUCAGAAGAUUAUCCAUGGGAUGCUCCUCAUCUUUUCACAACUAAUGAGCGAGUUGAUUCCUACAACUGUACUAUCAUUCACAGAAGUCCUAAUCUAGUUUACUCCAUAAAGGCUAAGGAUAAGUUUGUUGGGUCUGCACCACCUUCAAUGAAAACAAAAAUAUUGGAGACAUUCAAAAAUAGCAAAAAUCAAACAAAACAGCUCAGUACAAUUCUUGAAGUAUCAGUUGGUGUUCAUUAUGAAAUAACAGUUAAUUUGGACACAUCUGAUGGAUUAAUAAAUGGGGCUUCUUGUAAAAUGGUUAAAGUGGAACUUACAGAUGCCUCAUUCUUUGCUUCUGGCAAACUUUGGGUUCAGUUUAAUGAUCCAGAAAUUGGAAAGCAACUUCGUAAGGACAGCAGAAGAUUUUACAAGUCUUGUCACAAAAAAGAAUGGACCCCUUUAGAACCUAUUGGUAAGACUUUCUGUGCAGGCACAAAAGGCCAAGCGCAGAUUCAGAGAUAUCAGUUCCCAUUGAGAGCUGCUCAUGCCAAAACAAUUCAUCGCUGUCAAGGAGAUACUAUGCAGAGAGCUGUUGUUGAUUUAACAACCCAAAGAAAGGUUGACCAUAUUCACUAUGUUGCUAUCAGCCGUGUACAAACUCUGAAUGGUCUGCAUAUAGCAAACUUGCAAGAAGACAAAAUUGGCAUAGAUAAGUCUGUCCGGAAAGAAAUGGAACGACUCAGAGAAAACCCGGUUCAACCAUCUCUUCAGUUCCUAUACAAGAUUGAACAAUCUGACAUGAAGCUAUGUUUCUUAAAUGCAUCGUCCAUGAGUAGGCAUAUUGAUGACAUACGUUCUGACAAUAGUGUUUUGGCCACAAAUAUUGCUUGCUUCUCAGAAACAAGAUUUCACAAGAAAGACUCUUUCAAUGAAACAAGUCUGCCAAGUUUUCAACAGUACAGACAAGAUGAAAAUUCUUCUGAUGUAACUAAUAAUACAAAUAGGCUUCCAUUCCAGAACAACAAACAAAAGGAAAAUUCAUCUGGUAAAGCUACUCGACCAGUGCAUGGUUUAGCUGUUUACAGUAAAGAAGACUUUGUAAAAGAGUAUCCUUUGAAAAAAACUUACAAAACCAUAGAGGUGGCUGUUGUGAAGACAGAACUGCUACCAAAUGUUGUAAUUCUGGUUGUGUACAAACCACCAAAAACAGACGUGAAAGAUCUUUGCCAUGUGCUGCUGUCACUGUACCAUCAAUAUGUGAAAGAUUCAGAGGCAAUUAUUCUUUGGGAUUUCAAUGUUGACUGGCAAAAACAAUCUGCCCAAAAAGAAGAACUGAGAAAUUUAAUGGUUGGUGGAUUGAAAUACAGGCAAGUGAUUACAGGACCAACAAAUGACAACAACUCUACAAUAGAUCUUAUUUUCACAAACAUUGAUCAGGACUUCAAAUGUGGAACUAUGGAAACAUAUUAUUCUGACUACAAAAUCAUUUGGAUCAGUUUGAAUUAG